UAAUGUUAUCGUUAAAAAUAACGAGAAAAUCUCAUGAAUUUAUAAUGAGAGUCAGUCACGAAAUGGUCAGCUGCAUCACUUGCAUCUACACAUGCAGCUGCUCGUUGUCGUGACUUGUGAUUUGUAGAUGGCGUUGGUUUUGUGAAUAAAUCCUGUUCGUCGUUUUCUCCUUCUUAACUGUAAAUAUUAUCGUCCUCGACCAAAACAUACCACAGUCUGCCUUUAUAAACGCACUAAUAUUAUAAUUGAAAAUGGGAUAUAGGUUAAGUAAACCAGUGGAAGAACAAUUUAAAAAAAAUCAAGAAUUUAUGUUACAGCUUCAAAAAUUACAAAUUGAACGUCAGAUUCAUGUUCAAAAUCAGAUGAGAGAAAGAAUGGCUGCUAUGCAAAUAGCACGUUCGAGAGAAUUGCUUUAUUGGCUUGGUUCUUUUUAUGUUUUAGCAACGAUAGGCUUGAUUGUUGGAUACAGGAAAACAAAAAGAACAAGAACUUUGAUACCAAUUUUUCCUCUUACUUAUAUUGUUGCAUAUCAAGCUGAUUUAGCUUACGGGAAUAAACUUAUUCGUAUACAAGGUGAGGCAGAAAAUAUUCUUCAGUUUGAAAAUGAAUUAGUUGAACUUCCUCGAGGAAUUCCUAGUUUUCAAACUAUUGAAAAAGCAAGAGAACAUAUGCACGAAGAAGAUAACUUGAAGAAAGCACAUGAUAUUUUUCUCUAGUACAAAUUAUUCCAGUAUAUCAGGUGGUAACAACACUGCCCAGCACAAAUAUUGACAAAAUUAUUGUCAGAUUUGUGAUUUUAAAGUGUUUUUUACUUAUUGUAAUUACAGUUAAUUUUAAAAUUUAAUUAAAUAAUUCUAGAAACUUAUUAAAGGUAAGAAAAAUAA
This is a messenger RNA of Centruroides sculpturatus (bark scorpion), 884 nucleotides long. Its product is annotated as plasminogen receptor (KT)-like. The transcript has 5 exons. Gene Ontology annotation, biological process: positive regulation of plasminogen activation. The coding region runs from base 252 to 716 and encodes 154 amino acids. The record is from RefSeq and is a predicted model, not a curated record. Gene Ontology annotation, cellular component: plasma membrane. Lineage: Eukaryota; Metazoa; Arthropoda; Arachnida; Scorpiones; Buthidae.